Molecule: messenger RNA, 1005 nt
Organism: Ailuropoda melanoleuca (giant panda)
Lineage: Eukaryota; Metazoa; Chordata; Mammalia; Carnivora; Ursidae
Gene: SMIM29
Product: small integral membrane protein 29
Exons: 5
Coding region: 322-630 (102 amino acids)
Source: RefSeq, a predicted model, not a curated record
AGAGCGCCAGCACGGGUCCACGUCUCGGGGUGCCGGGACUCCAGGAUACCCGGGCCCUCUGCUCAGCCCCAAACCUCCCUUUCCCGGCCUGAGCCGCCCACCGCCGUGGGAACUACCUCCCACUCUCCGAUGCUGGUCCGCAUCCUAGGAGCGGCCCGACACCCGCCCCACCUCGGCAUGUCCCCUCGACCGUGGGACGGUGUGCAUGCGACCGGGGAAGCUCGGUGCCCCCACGGACACCGGGACAGGGAGCCCAGCGGAGGCGCCCUCCCGAGGCACUACUGCCCAUGCUGACUACCCGGGCCUCCGGCUGCCGAUGUCAUGAGUAACACUACAGUGCCCAAUGCCCCUCAGGCCAACAGUGACUCCAUGGUGGGCUAUGUGUUGGGGCCUUUCUUCCUCAUCACCCUGGUCGGGGUGGUGGUGGCUGUGGUAAUGUAUGUCCAGAAGAAAAAGCGAGCGGACCGGCUUCGCCAUCACCUGCUCCCCAUGUACAGCUACGACCCCGCCGAGGAGCUGCAUGAGGCUGAGCAGGAGCUGCUCUCGGAUGUGGGGGACCCCAAGGUGGUACAUGGCUGGCAGAGUGGCUACCAGCACAAGCGGAUGCCCCUGCUGGAUGUCAAGACCUAACCUGAGCCCCCCGCCCUGCUCCCCAGAACCAUGGGGUCUUGGGAGAGCCCGGGGCCUACAGCCUGCGGCUUCCUUCCCCACUUGCACUCACCCGGCUCCCCCUGCUGGGAACUGGGUCUCCUCUCCUCCCAUCUGUCCCUGGCAGCGCCUCGCUCCCCUGGCCAGGCCUUCAGUCCUUGGUAGGCCCAGCCUUCCACCGCUCCCCCUGGGCUCAGAGUUUCUCCUGCCCGGUUGGAAGGGUGGUUGGAGACAUUUUCCUGGGCACCACCUCUCUUGAGCCCUCCCUAACCUGGCUUUGGAUUUCUUUCCAUGGUGACAGGGCCUAAUGUAUAGUAUUCAGUAUAUAUAUUUUGUAAAUAAACUGUUUUGUGGCUA